Danio aesculapii is the source of this 648-nucleotide messenger RNA. RefSeq names its product angiopoietin like 8 (gene angptl8). The record is from RefSeq and is a predicted model, not a curated record. Gene Ontology annotation, biological process: triglyceride homeostasis; regulation of lipid metabolic process. NCBI's taxonomy places the organism in Eukaryota, Metazoa, Chordata, Actinopteri, Cypriniformes, Danionidae. The coding region runs from base 25 to 648 and encodes 207 amino acids. The transcript is spliced from 4 exons.
GCACCAUUUUGCAGAGUGCGCACAAUGAAUCAUCGCUCACGAUCAGAGUGUAUUUCUAAAGAAGAGGACAAGAUGCGGGCAGCUUUAUCUCUGCUGUUUGUGGCUCUGUGUUCAAACUGUGUCUUUACGUCCCCGCUGAAGACUGGUCAAGCUGGAGAAAACCUUGUAUCCAAGGAUGAAGUGAACAUCCUGAUGUAUGGCGUGCUGCAGUUCGGCGAAUCCCUGCACCACAUGUACCAGAGCACAGAGGCCAGACUGGCCCGCGUCAUGACAGCCGUGAGCCGAACCGAGAGCGAGGUGAAGAAACUAGGCCAUGACACAGAGGCAGCGACACAAACCAAACAACAGAUCAAAGAGAAGCUUCAGCUCAUUCAGGCUCAGAUGAAAGUGCUGCAGAUCCAGAUCCAAGAGAACAGAAGUAAAGUCACCAGGGUGGAGAUGGAAGAGGCACAACUAAAGAAAAAACUCUGCAGCAUGGAAGAAAACGUGAACAGCUCCGUCUCAGACACUAUCAAGGGAGGAGCUGAUGAAGUGGACACGAGAACAGAAACUGAAAUUGGAGAAUCAAAACCAGCAGCUGUCUCAUUUACAGAAACUGAAUAUGGUGUAACCACUAAAAUCAGUUAUGAGGAAGAAGCACAAUCCUGA